This is a messenger RNA of Cooperia oncophora, 318 nucleotides long. Lineage: Eukaryota; Metazoa; Nematoda; Chromadorea; Rhabditida; Trichostrongylidae. The record is from the annotation of a GenBank genome assembly.
AUGAUGUUCACUAUGGAUAGUUCGUUCAAUUUACCGUGUUAUGGGACGGAAGCUUCUGCAUCAUAUCCUUACUUCACAAUCAGUUCAACAGCCCUUUGUGCUUCUGGUUCCACUUUUUCUAAAGGCUGCAACUUCAACGAUUCAUCCUUACAUUAUUGUUAUCGCGAAGAGUUUUUGCCCUUCAUAGUCGCCAGAAAUCGCUCAAACAUGUGGGCCUGUCGUCUGCUACAACUCUGCGACAAUUUCGACCGGGAGUUCUGUCAGCCGUCCUCCUACCCUUCGUCUCUGGCGCACCUCAUCUGGCGCUUCUUCAUCUGA